AAACCAACAUGGACUUUGUUAGCUUUUGGGCUUUCCAUCUCAUUUGCAUUUGUAAAGGGAUUAUCCGUGGUUACAGACAACGAUAACCAUACCCUGACCAGUCUGGAAGAAAUAAAAGUCGACGCCAAAAAUACCGAUGUUUUCCGACAACUGCUAAAUCAAGAAACUCUCAUCCGAAUUUCAUUGGUGAAAAACGUUCAUACACUGAUGAAGGAUAUGGUCGACAUGAAGCAAUUUUUAACUUUCUUGCAGGAGUCUCAAAAAGAAAGCUCUUCUUUGAUAUCAAAUUUACGAACAGAAGUUGCUUCAUUAAAAGAACAAAAUAAGAAAUUAAACAACGACAUUAUAAGUUUAAAAGAAAAUGCUGAAAUAGUCAAAGAAAAUUUGACAGAAUUAUUAAAGAUUCAGCAAACUGUAGACAGAAAUAUGGAAGUGAAAAGACAGACAUUUGAAUCAAAUAUAUCUAGCGUUUUAGGAGAUCUAAAGACUGAGGUUCGAUAUCAAUCUGUCACUUUGCUGGAUUUGAACAAACAUACAAUGGAUAUGGAGAAGACCUUGCCCAAAACCAUAGAAGAGAAAAAUGCUAAAGAUUAUGAGAUGUUGAAUGAAUCUUUUAAUAAUCUGAAUGCGGAUCUGAUGGCUACAAAGAGAAGACUCCUGACGACAGCAAACGAUCUGAGCUCAUUUCAAAACAUUUUUACUUCAUCUGUUUCUCGUAUGUACUCCUUCAUCAUAAGAUCAGAUUAA
Saccostrea echinata is the source of this 747-nucleotide messenger RNA. RefSeq lists its product as uncharacterized. The transcript has a single exon. The record is from RefSeq and is a predicted model, not a curated record. The annotation marks the transcript as partial. NCBI's taxonomy places the organism in Eukaryota, Metazoa, Mollusca, Bivalvia, Ostreida, Ostreidae.